AUGUCCAAGGCACCCCAGAAGGUGUUGCAGAUUGGCAACAUCAACCCCCACGUCAAGGCGGCCAAGUAUGCUGUCCGCGGUGAAUUGGCUGUAAAGUCGGAGGAGUACCGCGCGAAGCUGGCAAAGGGCGAGGGCAAGGACCUUCCCUUUGACACCGUCAUUGCCGCCAACAUUGGCAACCCCCAGCAAUUGGACCAGAAGCCCAUUACUUUCUUCAGGCAGGUUGCGAGUAUACUCGAGAACCCUGGUCUGUUGGAGCAUGAGGAUGUUCUACUCAAGAGUUUGGGAUACAAGCCGGAUGUACUGGAGCGUGCGAGGAAGCUCUUGAACGAAGUCAAGAGUGUAGGCGCAUACAGCCAGAGUCAGGGUGCACCAGGCAUUAGGCAGAGCGUUGCAGAGUACAUUGAGCGACGAGAUGGCUUCCCAGCAAAGUUCGAGGACAUCUACCUCAGCAACGGUGCCUCGUCCGGUGUAAACACUCUUCUCCACACCAUCUGCGCUAAGCCCGAGACCGGCAUCAUGGUCCCUAUCCCACAGUACCCUCUCUACACCGCGACGCUGUCCGUCCUCGACGCUCGCUGCGUACCAUACUACCUAGAUGAAGAGGCGGCAUGGGGCACCUCGCUCGAGUCGAUCCGGACUGCAUACGAAAAGGCAGUCAAGGAGGGUACCGACGUCAAGGCCAUCUGUGUCAUCAACCCAGGUAACCCCACUGGCGCAUCCCUCCCUGUCGAAGACAUCAAAUCUGUGCUCAAGUUCGCCGCCGAAAAGGGCCUCGUCGUCAUCGCCGACGAAGUCUACCAAACCAACGUCUUCAUCGGCGAGUUCAUCUCCUUCAAGAAGGCGCUACGUGAACUACAAAAGGAGACACCAGGCCAGUACGACCACAUCGAGCUUGCAUCGCUACACUCGGUCUCCAAGGGCAUGGUCGGCGAGUGCGGACACCGCGGCGGCUACUUUGAGCUCAUCGGUUUCGAUCCAGAGGUCGCACAGGAAAUAUACAAGUUCGUCUCCAUUCAGCUCUGCCCCCCUGUUCUCGGCCAGUGCAUCAUCGAGAUGAUGGUCAACCCACCCAAGGAAGGAGAGCCGAGUUACGAACUCUACAAGCAGGAGUACGAUGGCAUCUUCAACGGCUUGAAGAAGCGUGCGUAUGCUUUGUAUGAGGCGUUCAAGCAGAUGGAGGGUGUCGAGUGCAGUGAGCCACAGGGCUCCAUGUACCUCUUCCCCACCAUCCACCUCCCUGAGAAGGCCAUCGAGCAGGCUAAGAAGGAGGGUCGUGCACCAGAUGAAUUCUACUGCUUCCGCAUGCUCGAUGCCACAGGUGUUUGUGUCGUUGCUGGUACUGGGUUUGGACAAAAGGAAAACACUCUGCAUUUCAGGACUACGUUCUUGGCUCCAGGCACGGACUGGACAGGCAGGAUUGUCAAGUUUCAUGAGGAGUUUAUGAAGGAGUUUAAGUAG
Pyrenophora tritici-repentis Pt-1C-BFP is the source of this 1461-nucleotide messenger RNA. RefSeq names its product Aspartate-tyrosine-aromatic aminotransferase. Gene Ontology annotation, molecular function: pyridoxal phosphate binding; L-alanine:2-oxoglutarate transaminase activity. The record is from RefSeq and is a predicted model, not a curated record. NCBI's taxonomy places the organism in Eukaryota, Fungi, Ascomycota, Dothideomycetes, Pleosporales, Pleosporaceae. Gene Ontology annotation, biological process: biosynthetic process.